UGUCAAGUCUUUUCAUUUAGUAUUAUGUGUUCAUUCAAAUACUAAAGGCUGCUAAUAAAUGUAUUGUGGUCCAGGUCCUCUUCAACAUUUAAACAAUUGUUAAGAUAAUGUUAGACUCAUUCAGUAAGGUUUUUUUUAACAACCUGGCAAAUAUUCUCCUCAGUUGUUUAUACAUGUUUGAAUAACAAAUAAGUUCAUAAUUUACAACUUAUGAACUUCCAACUUUUAGACUCUUUUAUAACUGGGUCCUGUAAGGAGAGAAGCACCUAAUAUUCUUCCAUGUGAUAUUUUUAUUAGCUUUUUUCUUUUUCUUACAGAGCAAUGAACAGAAUAGAAAAUUAAUUAGAUCAAAUAUGAAUGCAUAACAAAUCAGUUUUAUUUUGGAAGAAGUAAAGUUUAAAUUCCAAACCUUGCACGUAUUGAAUUAGAGGAAAAUAACCUGCUUUUAUUACACUGACUCAGCAAACGGUGAUUGAAAACAUCUGACCUAGCGACACCACCCUCAUAUUCACGCAGCUCGAGUGGGGACAGCCGAUCAUCACCGUGCACUGUCGAAAUGUUGAACGAAACUCUCUCUUAUCGUGGGUACUUCCUGCUCCAAUCACAAUACCGCCUGUGCUCCAACAAGCAGCACCGCUGAGCCUCCUCUCAUACGAUUUGACGACGGAUGGGAGCGCGGAAACGACGUAUGUAGCUGCACGGUUACAAUAUAGAUGUUUUAGACAUACGCAGCUGCCCGUGCACCCCGAGUUUGACUGAUUCCGGACGUGCAAGACACAAAUAUCAGGCUUGUAAAGGGGGAUUGUGUUUCUGCAGCGCAACAUUUGUUUGAUGUGUGAUCAAGGAUUGGGAAGUAAACACGCCGGCCUGCGCUCAUGAUCAGAGGCGCGGUGAGAUUGAUGCCACAGACGAUUGUCCUUGAUUGCAAGUUGAUUUUACAUUGGAGCAGAGGUACUGUGGGCUCCGAUGGCGUCAGCUGCGAAGGUUUCCAUUCUGGACUACUUUAAUAUUGUUUUUGAAGGUGAAAAUGGUAAAAUCGAGUCCAACUGCAAAGCAUGUGGCACCAGAAUCCAGGCGAAGCGGAGUGUCACGUCCAACUUCGUUACGCAUCUCAAGAGGAAGCACCAGGCUAUGUAUGAUGACUUUGUGAAGAGGAAGGAUAUGAAGAGAGAGGGUUACUCUUCUGCCUCUCUGCACACUUUCCCCUCAAAUGGAGGGAAUACCCGCUACACUGUCCCCAUCACCAUCAGCACAGGAGGAGGGGGAGGCGGAGGUGGAGGUGGAGGUGUUGGAGGAAUGGGAACUGUUGAGGGAGGAAUAGGAGCAGGUUCUGGAGGAGGGAUUACCAAGUUUGACAGACAUGACCCACGUCAGGUUCUGAUAUCUGAGGCUAUAGCUAAGAUGAUUGUGCGUGAUCUGCAGCCAGUGUCCAUUGUAGAAAACCAAGGUUUCAGAGAGUUGCUUCAGCUCCUAGAACCACGUUACACACCUGAGGCCCAGCAUUAUAUCCAGAGCCAGCUCCUCCCAGCUUACGCCUACCAGGCCCAGCUGGCAACCCGUCAGGCCCUGGCCUCUGCGCAUGCCCUCACUCUCAGCCUGGAUAUCUGGAAGGGCUUCACUGGAGCCUCCGCAGGGUAUCUCGGUGUCACCUGCCAUUUCCUCACAUCUGAUUGGCAGAUGCGGUCUGCUCUCCUGGCCUGUCUUCCCCUGACGGGAGGCAGCUCUGAGAAUCGUGUCCUUUCAGAAUUUGAUGAGGUGUGUCACUCUCACGGGGUGUCAGGGAGAGCCUUUCGUGUUGUGGCAGACCCUUUCUCGACUUUAAAAACAGUAAAGCCAUGUUGUCUCCCUGGCUUCCUGGUCUCACCUCCUCUCACUAAUGCGCUGCAGGGAGAGAAUGAAGACGGGCUGGACAAUGGUAACACUUUGGAGGAAGGGACGAGGAAUGGCCUCGGUGACAGUGGAGGAGAAGGAGAGUGGGAGGACUUGUGGGAGAAGGGUCUGGGUGGUUGUCGGGUAGACUGUUUCUCUCGCUGUCUUGAACAGUGUGUCAGAGAGGGGUUAUGCUCCUGUCCACAACUCUCCCCAACGCUAGCCAAGGCUGCCUGUUUCUACACCUACAUUACCUCUGCUGUCCCACCUGAGAAACUUAGCCAGGUGUUUGACGGUCCUGGCUUGAUGAUGGGAGGAUCAGGAAAUACCCCACCUGCAACAAGGGACUGGGCUGCUCAGCUUAAGGUGCUUCGGCGGCUGCUGGACUCAGUGGAGUUCCUAGAGGAGGUAAGCGGUCCAGGGGAGCUAGCACUGGGUUCAUCAGAGAGAGCCCUGAUAAGGGAGCUCACUGACACUUUGGAGCCUUUCACCGAGGCCUGGGACAUGGUGCAGGGUGAAAGACAUUCAGAUAUACAGACAGACAGACAUGUCUCUAUCAGCCUUGCUCUGCCGUGUGUUCUGGGCCUCCGGAAACAUCUCUCCGAGACAUCAACCCCACACUGCCCCUCUCUCUUGGCCGGCCUCAGCCGUGCUGUAGAGAGUCGACUGGCCCCUAUCCUCGAUGACCCCCUCUACAUCAGUGCCACCACCCUGGACCCUCAGUUCAAGCUCACAUGGAGCAGCACCCCUGAUUGGCACAGACAACUUCUCAUAGAGGAGUUAUCCAAACAUUCAACAGCCUCCAGCCCAAUAGACCCAAACACAGACCUACUUCCUCAAUCCCAGACCCCUCCUGACCCAGCUCCGUCGCCGGUCUCUCACCUCUCUCGGCCCUGCAAGCUGUUCUCUUUCAUCAAGCAGAGACCAACCACACAGGCCAAGAGCCUAGAGCAGGAGCUGGCUGUCUACCUGCGUGAGGAGCCCACAGAUGAGGAGGCUCUUCAUUACUGGCGACGUAAAGCCAUCGACUUUCCUCUGCUUGCACAGGUUGCCAAGAAAGCGUUUACUGUACCUGCUUGUGGCACUGUAGUGGAGAGCAUUUUUACCACUGCUGAGCACCUUUUGCGGCCAGAGAGAGGCCGUGUUUUACCAAAGAACCUGGAGACGCUUAUCUACCUCAAAGCCAACUAUAGAUUAUUAUGGACCUAUAGCUAAACAUCAAGCAUUCCCUCUACCUAAAAAGCAACUGAGACUUUAUUCAUGCAGUGAAGUUAUUGAUUGUAUGCUAACCUCUAAGAUAGCAACACAAUCCAAUCCUCAUACUUCAAAUAAUUUGACAUUUAAUUGCAAAGUUUACUUGUUUACAUUCUUAAGAAGGGUUGUGCAGACUGCAGUAGGUAUGGAUUGCUGUCUGUGUACUAUGUAGCAUGCAAAUACAGUGCUGUGGACCAGGGGGAGCAGAAGUGGAUCAAUACUGAGACAUUUCCUUGGACAUUAUUUGGCCUGAUCAGGGUUUCCAAACAACCACAAGACUACAAAGCCCUUUUUUGAUGCCCCCGCCCCUCAAGACAGCUUUUGUGCAUAACUACCAAGACUGACAUUCCAACAAUCACUAAAUGGUCAGCUUUUGCAUUGUGUAGCAAAGAAUCUAUUUCCACAGAAGGACUUGUUUAUUUUGUUGUUUCUGUUUUGAAGGAAGGCAUCAGCUGAUAAACAAUAUCUGUGCAUCAUUUCUUAUUCUUUUUUAUGCCUCAUCACUGGUAAAUCAAAAUAAAUGAGUUUCACUUCA
Molecule: messenger RNA, 3658 nt
Organism: Notolabrus celidotus (New Zealand spotty)
Lineage: Eukaryota; Metazoa; Chordata; Actinopteri; Labriformes; Labridae
Product: zinc finger BED domain-containing protein 4
Exons: 5
Coding region: 967-3084 (705 amino acids)
Molecular function (GO): protein dimerization activity
Source: RefSeq, a predicted model, not a curated record